GAGAGCUGUGGGAGUCAGAGUCCAUUCCGGCUAACGGCGUCCACCGGGCUCUGAAAACUAUAGCUAAUAGUUUUGAAUGUUUUAUUCUGUAAACCUCUAGCAUUUUCUUUUUCGAAGGCGACAUAUAUCUAAUUCUCAACCAAAAUUGUUAUACAUGUACCUAUAUUGUUUAUAUUUUAUAGCCUUUCUUUGACAUUUCAGGGGCUCGUGCCUGUAGCACUGCAGCUGUCACAAAAUCCAGCGACACCGCACACUUGUGACAAGGGUGUUGGGAAAUAACGAACUAGAAGAACCUGAAGGAUUUAACAACAUUAAAGCAAAUAACCUACAGCUCCUACACCAGCGUCUCAGGUAUCAACUGAAAUGUCAUGUGGCGUGUCCCGUCCACUCGUGUGUUCUUCAUGACGUCACUCUCAUCAGGGACGUGAAGGAGAGUACAUGUAGACAUGUAGCUGUCUCCACUGCAGUUCUGUCAUCAUCGGCGUCUUGUCACGAUGAUGCUCACGCUCGGUCACACGCUGGUCUUCUGGACCACACUCUUUCACACACAAAGCCUGGAGCUCUUCAACUUCACCGAAGAAGAUGCGCUCACCUGCAGCCAGGUCCUUACUGAUUGUAAUGUAAAGCCAGGUGAUCUAUGUCUUUAUCAAGAUGACAGUGUUUAUGUGAGUGGUCUUGCUGCUCAUGCGCUGUUGUGUAAAAGUCAACAAGGCUUGCGUCCAUGCUUAAGAAUCUGGAUUAACAUUACAGCUGCAGGAGUCCAUGAGGAAGCAGCUCUGUCUGGAGAAGAUAGCUAUAAAGACAAAAGAAGUGAGAACAGGUUACAUGAGCAUGGAAGUGGCCUGGAACCGUCCGUUUCCACAUCAAAGUCUAUCCAAGUGUGUUACCAGGGCCCAGACUUCUCAGGUUCAAAAGAGCUCACUUUCACACUGCCCUUCUCAGAUGACCACACAACACAGAUGUGGAUGUCAUUGAUAGUAGAGCUGAGGGAAGAUGAUUUUGGCAGUACAGUCACUGUCUUCUCUUCAAACCCUCAUAAACCCACCUUCACGAAAGAGAUCCAGAUGGCUUCAAUAGACAAAGUUUGUUCCCAAGGUCUGGCCAUUGCACAGUGUAAAGUACCCAUUUUGUAUCCAGAAAUCAACCCAAAAACAGGAAUGGCAGAACUACUUGUGGGUGAUCUGGCCAAGGAUGAAGUUCAUAACCUGCAGGCCUGCCAGAGGAUGGAGAAAGAUGGGCCAUGUUUACGACUAGAAUGGAAGGAGAAUCCACUGAUGAUUCCAAUGAGCUCUGUCGCCCCCUGUCUCUGCUUUCAGAUUUGGCGGGUGGAUGGACCUCGAAAGAUGUUUUGCCCAUUUAUUAAUAAAACAGCUCUCUCUGUCUCUAAUGUAUCUGUGUCUGUGGUGGAGUCUUCGACUCACGAUGGAGCAAUGGCUAUAAACAGCACUGCUCUUGUUUGGAACAUCACUGCCCCCUGCAGACUGGAGGCUGAAAUUCAUCUCUGCAAGAAAACGUCAAGCUCCAGCAAAGACUGCCAUGUAACAGAUGACUUAAGGAACAGCAGGCACUAUACACACGGCCGUCAGCAUUCAAAAUGGAUCUUGGUUAACAAGCAGCACUGGCAAUCACAAGGCGAGUUUGCUCAAGUGGAACGUCACCCUUCACUCUGUGUGCAGAUAAAGGUUAAGGGAAUUGAAGGCCAUUUUGACCUUGUCUGCCCUUUUGAAGUUACCAGAACUCAUUGGAGUUUGUUUCUGUUGGUAUCUGUGCUUGUCAUGUGUCUGGCAGUUUUGGGAGCCUAUGUUCUCCAGGGAUUACUCAAAGCAGGUUGGAUAUUCAAAUGGCUGAAAAUGGAUAGCAUCAGCAGUAGAGUAGGAGAUGGUCAGGUGGUCCUGCUGUACCCUCCGGAUGCAGACAGUGCUGUUGCAGUGCUGGUGUGUCACUUAGGCUCGGUUCUCUCCUCGCUGGGAUUCGGCGUCUCUUUGGAGUUGUGGAGCCGCGAGGAGCUGAACGCACUCGGCCCCGUACCCUGGUUGCACUCACGUCUUCAUCGUAUGCAGUGCCACGGUGGCAAAGUGGUGCUCGUGCUCACCCCUGCCGCUUGGGCACGAGCAGAGGAGUGGUGUCGAAGCAGAGGAGAGAAGACUGAGCAGCGAGAGAACUACUCAGAUGUUUUCAGUGCCUCACUCAGCUGCAUUCUUGCUGAUUACCUGCAGGGCCGCGCCGGCGAACGCUUUGCCCUGGUGCAGUUUGAAACACAGCCGGCCGAACCCCCGAAUGAAAGGGGAUCCAUGCCUGAGCUUUUUCGUGGGCUUCCUCUUUUCAGCCUGCCCUCUCAGAGUUUGGGAUUUCUGACUGAGAUCACUCAUGGAGCUUACAGAGGACAAAAAGAACAUGAGAGAGCUGAGAGCAGAAGAACAAGGGCCGGUGUUUUGAGAGCAGGAGCACGAAUUUUAGCAGGAACACUGCGAGAGCUAACAGGGGGAGCAGGAUACAGGUUAGCGGGGGUUUCUCAGGAUUGCAUGGGGUUGGAGAUGGACGAUCCAUGGGUCACUAUACCUCUGACGCUAGAGCACUUGACUCCACCUGCUAGUCCUGAGUUACACAGUGAGAGCAGCACUGUCAAUUGAAUUCCUGUAAAAGACUUAGAAUUUCACUGAAGUGCAUCAGAGAACGGGUGGCAUAGUUUUGUCAAAUAAAUGUCCCACUGAGCCAGGCCAUGUUUUGACUCACUAUCAUCAUAAUCGUAAAAUCGUUUUUUUUAAAUGUACGAUAUUGGAUGGCAUUGCUGUCUCACAGCUCCAGGGUCACAGGUCCUGGGUUCGAUCCUGAGUUACUAUCUGUGCUGAGUUUUGCAGCUUCUCCCUGUGUUUGUGUGGCUUUCCUCUGGGUUCAUCAGUUUCCUCCUACUGUCUUAGUUACCCUAGAAUGCCCCUAGGUGUGAAAGAGUGCGUGAAUGAGUGUGCCUUUUGGUGGAUGGAGUUCACCCCAUCCAAGCUGAAUUCUUCUAUCCUGUGUCUAGUGUUGCUGGAACAGGCUCCGGAUCCAUCGCAACGCUGAUUAGUGAAGAAUGAAUGAAUGAAUGACUGAAUGACUGAAAAGAUAUAAUAUUUCUUAUAUUCAAUUCCGUUAAAAGGUGAAAUUAAAAAUGUAAUUGCCAUCUGAGGCACACUGGAGCUCCUGGGUGGCACUAAGAAGAGUUCCUCAGCAAUGUGUUCACCAUCUACCUUUGCCAGAUUUUACAGGUUGAAUGUCGCUACAUGCAUAAGGAGUGUUUUGUUUUAAAUCUAACCAAACUGACACUAGACAUGAAAUGGCCAGUUUUCUUUCUUUUUUUUUAUUUUGUAAAAGAUCCAAACUGACAUGUUUUACUCAAAAUUUCCACAGAACAUGGUUAUAUGGCUUAUACCCGUGAUGAUAUACAAGGUGUCCCAAAAGUCUCCAUACAUAGGGGACUACGUACGCCAGCACCACAUCAGUUGUGUCUUCGUCAGUGGAUGUUCGUGGACGUCCACUUCUCGGUUGGUCCGUAACACUUUCAGUCUUUUUGAAUUCGUUAAUAAGUUUGGCAGCAGUGUCAUGCGUGAUGCGUUUGCCAUGUUUCCUGGUAAAGUCCAUCGCAACCUUGCGACAGCUUCCCGAUUCAGCCAUGAGAACGAUUUCAAUACGUUCUUCUUUUGUCAAAGGCAUUCUUAAAGACUAUCUGAAUAUAUAUGUAUAUAUAUAUAUAUAUAUACAUAUAUAUAUAUAUAUAUAUAUAUAUAUAUAUAAUAUAAACCAAGUAUGAAAAAUUUUAGUAUGAAAAAGUGUUAUUUUCUCCUACGUAUGGAGACUUUUGGGACACCGUGUAUACUGUAUGUAAAGUAUUCAUAAAAUAGAUUUAACAAUAACUACUUUAAAUAAAAUAAAAUUGCAGUUAAUAUUACUAUAAAAUCAAACAGGUAUUCUGGGUCAGCGGGACAUCAGUUGCUAAGCAGUGAACAGAGCAUGAGGGUUAAAUGUUCACACUGUUUUGAAGCUGAUGGUGAAUUGUUCAUUUGUACUAUAAACCUUAGAUAAAACACUACCAGAAUAUAAUCUGGAAUCUUUAAUUUACGCUAAAAUACAACAGCCAGCUGUGAUACUCAAAUGUCUCAUUAACAUCUAGGUACGACAGA
This is a messenger RNA of Pangasianodon hypophthalmus (striped catfish), 4157 nucleotides long. Its product is annotated as interleukin-17 receptor C. NCBI's taxonomy places the organism in Eukaryota, Metazoa, Chordata, Actinopteri, Siluriformes, Pangasiidae. The record is from RefSeq and is a predicted model, not a curated record. The coding region runs from base 495 to 2630 and encodes 711 amino acids. Gene Ontology annotation, molecular function: interleukin-17 receptor activity. The transcript is spliced from 17 exons.